Molecule: messenger RNA, 2227 nt
Organism: Drosophila eugracilis
Lineage: Eukaryota; Metazoa; Arthropoda; Insecta; Diptera; Drosophilidae
Gene: Ir76a
Product: ionotropic receptor 21a
Exons: 8
Coding region: 214-2175 (653 amino acids)
Cellular component (GO): membrane
Molecular function (GO): ligand-gated monoatomic ion channel activity
Source: RefSeq, a predicted model, not a curated record
UAAUUUUGCAUAAGAGAAUUGUCUGUUUAGUAAGAAAAUCUUGAGUAAACUUAGGUGCGUUUAAAAUAAUAUUAUUUAAAGGCAUAAAUAACAUAUAAAUAAUAUUGAAUUCGUAAAGUCAACCCCCAUUUGAUAAACUAUAAAAGCAGACUUAAAUUGGUCAGUUUUUAAAUCCUUCGUAUUGAGAUAUUAGUCAUAGGAAACACAGGUAAAAUGAUCGAAAUAUUGGUAGGUCCCAAUUAUUGGAGUGCCGUUCUAAGUUUUCUUGCUCAGCAAUAUUUAACGGAUUCACAUGCGACUUGUAUUUUUUGGCAUCCAGCGUUUAAUUUUCGCUUGGAUACGGUUAAACCGCUACCAUUAUUAAUUAUGGACUCACAGAAAUGGUUAACUUAUCCUGAUGACAAAGAUGUGUAUAAUUACAAAGGAAAACGAGAUGACUUUGAGGGGAAGGGAAUCCACUACAAUAAUUGGACUAUACGAUUGACUGUGGCCAUAGAAAAGUCCCACUGUGAGACAUUUCUAGCAUUUCAAGAGCAGAUUCCCCAGUUCGCCAGAUAUUUUUAUCAUGCUAGCAUCUACUCCAUUUGGCGAUCUCUGAGAAAUCGUUUUAUAUUUGCUUACACCGAAGAACUUGUAAAAGAAAAUGAUAACUAUUUGGUUGGUUUUAUAUUCCAAGAUCAACCCAAUAUUUUAGUAGUAACCUCUAGAUUCCUAAACUCUAGCGCUUUUGACAUUAAAACAAACCGUUUUGUGGGACCGCGAAACUUUGAUUCAACGCCGGUAGCCGCAGAGCUCGACGUUCUUCAGCGGUACGAUGCUGCGAAUAAGGAGAAAAUGUAUAAUGUUGGGAUGAGGACGGCAAUGUCCGCUAAAAUGCGAAAUCUUAAAGGACGCGAGAUAGUCAUAGGCAUCUUUGACUAUAAACCUUUUAUGCUAUUAAAUUAUGAAAGACAACCGUUUUUUUACGAUCGCUUCGAGAACACAACAGAAGUCACAAUCGAUGGCACUGACAUUCGACUAAUGCUCAUAUUCUGCGAGCGAUAUAACUGCUCCAUCCAGGUGGACACAUCGGAAACAACUGACUGGGGUGAUAUCUAUCCUAAUGCAUCGGGAUACGGUCUUGUGGGAAUGGUACUUAAUAGACGAAACGACUAUGGAGUAGGUGGCAUGUAUUUAUGGUAUGAAGCAUAUCAGUAUAUGGACAUGACCCAUUUCCUGGGUCGAUCUGGCGUCACUUGCCUAGUUCCCGCUCCAAAUCGCCUAAUCAGCUGGACCCUCCUGCUGCGACCGUUUCAGACUGCCCUCUGGAUGGGGGUGAUUCUCUGUUUACUGCUCGAGAGUCUGGCUCUUUGUGUCACUCGUCGUUUAGAAUAUUCUUCCGGUUCUCAUUCCAAUUCUUGGAUUUGUAGUCUGCGUUUCGGUUUUAUCAUUACGCUGAAACUCUUCGUUAACCAAAGCACCAGCUAUGUGACUAAUUCGUAUGCUUUAAGAACGGUGUUGGCCGCCAGUUACAUGAUUGACAUAAUAGUUACGACCGUCUACAGUGGUGGACUGGCGGCCAUCCUGACUUUACCCACAUUGGAGGAGGCGGCGGACUCUCGGCAACGCCUAUUUGACCAUAAACUUAUUUGGACAGGUACUUCACAGGCCUGGAUUACCACCAUUGAUGAGCGGUCAGCAGACCCAGUUCUGCUUGGUUUAAUGGAGCAUUAUAGGGUGUACGAUGCCGCUUUAAUAUCCACCUUCUCGCACACGGAGCAAAUGGGAUUUGUUGUCGAGCGUAUGCAGUUUGGACAUUUAGGAAACACAGAGCUCAUAGCAAAUGAUGCCUUGGAGCGCCUAAAGCUAAUGGUGGAUGACAUAUACUUUGCCUUUACAGUAGCAUUUGUGCCACGGCUGUGGCCUCAUUUAAAUUCAUAUAACGACUUUAUCCUUGCUUGGCAUUCUUCUGGCCUUGACCAAUUCUGGGAGUGGAAAAUCGCCGCCGAUUACAUGAACGCACACCGUCAAAAUCGGAUUGUAGCUUCUCAGAGACCAAACCUUGAUAUAGGUCCUGUUAAGCUGGGGAUAGACAACUUUAUUGGUUUGAUCCUUCUUUGGUGUUUCGGCAUGAUCUGGAGCCUCUUAACAUUUAUUGGUGAACUAUGGAAAGGUCAGGAUCAUACCGUACUUUAAGGACUUUAUUUUCCCCAAACAUAACACAAAAUAAAAUUCUAAAAAUUUAAAA